CGACAGACGUCGGAUGCCCCUUCUUGACUCUGCUCUUGGGUGCGGCGGCUUGCUCUGACCUGAUCUGUGGCUGCGCACGAGUAACAACUCCAGAUGGCGGUGGCGAUCUGGAAGCUCGACGCGACGGUGACUCUCCUUCGCUCCUUAGGAUCUCCUCUGCUGCGGCACUUGGUUUAGAUUUGUUGAAGUUUGAAGCGGAGGAGGACAGGAGGAUAAUUAGGGUUGGGGAGAAUUAUUGAUGCCGCCGGAGCCGUCCCCUUGGGAUCGGAAGGACUUCUUCAGGGAGAGGAAGCACGAGCAGUCGGAAUUUAUCGGUGGAGGAGGAGGCGGAGGACCUGGUGGUUCUGGAGGCGGGACCAGAUGGAGGGAGCAUCCAGGGAAUAACCACCACUACAGCUCGUCCUCUCGCUGGGCAGCUAGAUUUCCUCCUGAGCAAUGAAAGAGAGAUGAAGUGGUCCAUUGUGCUCGUCGGAAUCCACGUUGGUCUCGUCAGAAUUGUCUAGGUUAAAGCCCAGGGUGGCGGCACCCAAAAACUGGUUUCGAUCUGAAUCCACAUCUUGCCCGUAGAAAUACAUGGCAAGCGUCCUGUAGCCUAAAAGCAAUGGCUAGUGUUUCCAAGCAUCCCCACAAAGCAAUGGCUAGUGUUUCCAAGCAUCCCCACAACUGUUCUGAGAAGAUGUGAGGGGAAGAGGAGUAAGAAUUGCAUGCGAGGGAAGCCUUAGAGAAAUUAAAAGGAAUCUUUCUCUUAGAAAAUAUUCCAUUUCCGUCAAGGAACUGAACAGACUCCUUAUUAAUAGGAAAAAGGGAGAAGGCUAUUGGAAUGAAAGAAUUAGCACAGUUUGGUGGUUGUGUUUGGCAUCGUGGGCAAAAGGAGAAACAAAGAACAAGAUUAAAGCAAAAACUAAGAAAGCUGUCUCGUCAUU
Cuscuta campestris is the source of this 923-nucleotide messenger RNA. The record is from the annotation of a GenBank genome assembly. Lineage: Eukaryota; Viridiplantae; Streptophyta; Magnoliopsida; Solanales; Convolvulaceae.